This is a messenger RNA of Closterium sp. NIES-65, 1305 nucleotides long. The record is from the annotation of a GenBank genome assembly. Lineage: Eukaryota; Viridiplantae; Streptophyta; Zygnematophyceae; Desmidiales; Closteriaceae.
AUGCUUCCGCGCCUCGGGUCGUUCAACUCUCAACCAGCCAACUUCCAGGUUUUCCGCCAAGCUGCUGGAGGUCCGCAUUUCGCCAACCUGGUGUUCCGCGAAAGUCCUCUCUGUCCAAAAUCUUCCGCAGACGUGUUCAAAGUCGGAGCACCCAAACCCCACCGGGUGCUUUCACCAAAGUCGUGCUCCCCCCUUCGAUGCACGGUGCGCGCUUCCGGGGCGCGCACCCCAUUUUCACCGCACCCCGCCAACUACACCGGCUUGCGCGCGGCUGGGCCGAAUCCUCCGCCAAUUCUGCAUGGCGCGUCCCCCUCCGCAUCUGCGACGUCGUCGCUGGGUCGCAUCGCGAGCCGUGCGUCGCUUUUCGUCGUAACGCCCACUGCCGCCGCGGAAGCCUUCGACCUUUCUCGUCCGUCCGUUUUGCUCGGAGCCGGCGCUGCCGACUGCUGCCAACCUCUUCCUCUCGACUGCGACUACAGCGGCGCCUGCAGCGCGGCCGGCGUGGAAAUGCAGGAGGGCAGCGGUUCGAACUUCGACGAGUCAGAUAUGUUCAGCGACAUUCCCGCCGAAGCGCAGCGCUUCGCGGGAAAACCGUGUGAAGAAUCGACGCAAUCCAACGUGCGCGGAACGAAGAGGGCUGCGGAUGGGCCACUGGAGCGGAGAGUCCGCGGAAAGGCGGAAGCGUUCAGCGCAACGAGCGCGGAUUGCCGCGGCGCGCCUAAUGCCAUCUCACCCUCGUCAAGCCUCCCUUGGUGGGUGCUCGAGGCGCUCGGGGAAGAACACGAGGGCGAAGGAGAGGUGGACGGUUGUCCGCCAGCUUCAGCUUCCCCCGCGGACUCUGCGUGCUCCGCCGCUGCAGGCAAUCACCCGCGCGGCAGUAGGAUUGGCGGAGGCCUGGAGGAGACUGACUGCACGCUUUCGAGGGAGUUUGCUUGCGGUGAAGAUAUUUUUUCCUCGGAAGAUGCGCAGUCUUUAGCUACCGUGGUUCCUCCGAGUUAUGUGAGCCGAGCUGGUGCCUGCUUAUGGUCGGAAACGCUCGGCGCGGAGGACAUCGGCGCUCUGCUGCAGGCGGAGCUUUGCGGGGACUCAUUUACUGGGCGGAGCGUGGUGGCGGAAGGGGAGGGUUCGGCGGAAGCUGAGGGGCCGUUGGAUGACCUUCGCGCGGAUGCUGUGCUGCACGCGCAGUGCUUUGCGGACGAGGCGGAGAUUGGGGAGAAGCUUGAAGUGGAGGAGCGGGAAGCUGCGCAGUGGGAUGUGGCGGGUUUGGGGAUGUGGUGCUGGGAGGAGCGCUUGGUCGCUUGCUAG